Molecule: messenger RNA, 564 nt
Organism: Vairimorpha ceranae
Lineage: Eukaryota; Fungi; Microsporidia; Nosematidae
Exons: 1
Coding region: 1-564 (187 amino acids)
Source: RefSeq, a predicted model, not a curated record
AUGCCACAAGGGUCUUGCCUAGUAAGAAGGUGUAUUAAUCCCCGUAAGGACCUUACAGAGGACUUGACAAUUGGUAGUAUGCUACCGGGCCGGAGGCUCAUUAGAUCUUGUGGUUGGAUAAGGCGGUAUGGGCCUUCUAAUGCCCGUGAUGAACUCUCACAUCCUGCACAAAACGCUAGAAGCUUCUCUAGCUUGCUACGCCUUCCCAGGCGGGUCUUCAGGUGGAGUUUCUUACAUAAGAUUUCCGAAUACGACUUGCAAAUGCUUCCACAGCUAUGGCAAUUGUCGUACCGACCCAAAGAUGUUAUGUCUACUCUACAUCUUUUAAGUACAUUUACAACCCUUAGUCGACGCCUACAAAGAAGCUUACAAUACGACUUUACCGACAAAUAUUUUGUGACAAUUGUUGUGUUAACGUUAUACUGUUACUUAGCGGAUUUGAAUUGCUGGUAUUUGAAGCCAUAUCCCUCGAGCAUCGGGACGAGACAUAACCACUGCCCUAAUGAUGCUUCUCUACUGCAUACGUGUGAAUGGGAGAUGUCUCUCCAUUGGGCGCUUCACUAA